Molecule: messenger RNA, 2583 nt
Organism: Panicum virgatum (switchgrass)
Lineage: Eukaryota; Viridiplantae; Streptophyta; Magnoliopsida; Poales; Poaceae
Product: potassium channel KAT1-like
Exons: 11
Coding region: 233-2377 (714 amino acids)
Biological process (GO): potassium ion transport; transmembrane transport
Cellular component (GO): membrane
Molecular function (GO): voltage-gated potassium channel activity
Source: RefSeq, a predicted model, not a curated record
CCACAACACCAAGGAAACAAGCACACCCUGUUGUUUUCCUCGUAAGGCACAAAUACAAUCAGCUUCUUGUUUGCUUCCAAGAUCCUUGCUUUGACCCACAGCCUUGCAUGUUCAUCACCUGCAGCAUAUAUAUAUAUAUAUAUAUAUAUUGAGAAAGAGAGAGAAAGAGCCAGCAUCCACACACCCUCACGCAUACAGAGUUGAGUGGCAAAGAAAGAACAGAAAAGCAAGCAUGACUCAAGCUCAUUCCAAGUCAUGCUUCCAACAAUUUUGGGAUGGAGUUCAAGAUAAGAGGAGCAGCGACAGCUUCACGAUUGAGCUCCUGCCAUCUCUUGGUGCAACAAUAAAUCACUCUAACAAGUUGCAGAAGUUCAUCAUAUCUCCAUAUGAUCCCCGCUAUAGAUACUGGGAGUUGUUCCUUACAGUCCUAGUUAUUUACUCCGCCUGGAUUUGCCCAUUUGAACUAGCAUUCUUGAGGGACUUACCCUCUAAGCUUCUGCUAGUUGAGAACAUUGUCAAUGGCUUCUUUGCGAUUGAUAUUGUUUUGACAUUCUUUGUAGCUUAUGUGGACAGCAAAACACAUCUUCUUGUGGACGACCGAAAGAAAAUUGCAAUAAGGUACCUAUCAACCUGGUUCAUCUUUGAUGUAUGUUCCACAGCUCCAUUCCAACCAAUCAGCCUUCUGUUUUCACACAAGGGAAAUGACCUGGCUUUUAAGAUACUCAACAUGUUGAGGUUGUGGCGUCUUCACCGAGUCAGCUCGCUGUUUGCCAGGCUGGAGAAGGAUAUAAGAGUCAACUAUUUCUGGACUAGGUGUUCAAAACUUAUUGCUGUUACUCUGUUUGCGGUGCAUUGCGCGGGAUGCUUCAACUAUAUGAUUGCUGACAGAUAUCCUGAUCCAGAAGAAACAUGGAUAGGUGCUGUUAUGCCUACUUUCAGAUCGGAGAGCUUAUGGACUAGAUAUGUCACUGCCCUUUACUGGUCGAUCACAACACUGACAACAACAGGUUAUGGGGACCUACAUGCUGAGAACCCAAGGGAGAUGCUGUUUGAUAUCUGUUAUAUGCUGUUUAAUCUGGGGCUGACAGCUUAUCUUAUUGGUAAUAUGACCAACCUGGUUGUUCAUGGGACCAGCCGCACACAGAAUUUUAGGGACUCAAUCCAAGCAGUUUCAGAAUUUGCGGCACGAAAUCAGUUGCCUGAGAAGAUAAAGCAGCAAAUGCUAUCUCAUUUCUGCCUACAGUUCAAGACAGAGGGGCUCAACCAGCAAGCCAUGCUAAAUGAACUCCCAAAAGGAAUUCGUUCAAGCAUAGCAUACAACUUAUUCUUUCCAGUCAUAAAACGAGCCUACCUCUUUCAUGGAGUAUCCAACAAUUUCAUUGCAGAACUGGUAAUGGAAGUGCAAGCUGAGUAUUUCCCACCAAAGGAAGACAUAAUAUUGCAAAAUGAAGGGGCAGCAGAUAUUUAUGUAAUAGUUUCAGGAGCAGUGAAUUUGAUAACAACUGUAAAUGGAAAUGAACAGGUGUAUGGAAAAAUCAAAGAGGGAGACAUGUUUGGUGAGGUCGCUGCUCUGUGCGACUUACCCCAGCCGUUUACUUGCCGCACCACAACCCUUUCACAGCUCUUAAGAAUAAGCAAGAUUAGACUAACAGAGAUCAUUCAAGAACACAGGGAAGAUAUCAAUAUUCUAAUGAACAAUCUAUUCCAGAUGCUGAAGCUGCAGGAAAAUUUACCUGAACUGAAUCAACUAGACCGAAGAUUCAUGCACAAGUAUGAGCUAUUCCAUGUUCCUCGAGAAGCAUGUUUGUUACAUCAGCCAUUCCUACAAUACACAGAACACAAAUGUGAAGACAUUAGUAACAAGGUCCCAACUUUUGGUGUUGACAAUGGUUCAACAAAAUUAGUGGCAGAAACAAUCCAAUUGAGGAAGCCACAGCAAGAAAACAUUCAUGACCAAUCAAACUGCAAUUAUGGGGAAGCAGAUGUGAUGGCAAGCAAAGAAGAGGAUCAUUGUGAGGUUCACAAAAGCUGUGAGACCAAAAAAGUAACUGAAGAGUUCUGCAUUCAGAUAAAAUCUGAAGAUAGCAAUGCAGCAAGCAGUUGGCAAACAAGCAAUGAAACGGUGAAGAAAAGAGUUACAAUUCACGCAUAUCCUCAUAAUGCAACAGGUUAUUUAGUACAGAAUGGGAAGCUUAUCAAUCUGCCUGGUUCACUGGAGGAGCUUUUGGAAAUUGGAAGUAAGAAGUUUCCAGGUUUCCACCCUACAAAACUUGUCAGUAGAGACUAUGCUGAAAUAGAUGACAUCAGUGUUAUUCGAGAUGGUGAUCACCUAUUCCUUUUUCAGAUGUAUAACCAAAAUAGCAUUAACCUAACCUAGACUAACCUAACAACAAAGAAGACUUCAUGUUCUCCAAUCUGGCAAAAGCAGCAGAUGCAAAUCAGGAUGUGCAAGUGGAGAAAUGAAGAGGAAAGACAUUUUUACCCUUUUUACUAAUUGUUUGAUCAUUUCUGAAAUGAUGUAAACAUCUACUAUUGCACAACAAGCUCCGCAGUUGCAUGCAAAUGUCAACAGCAUUUGGCCAA